AUGUGCCGGCUGUUGUUGCAGGCGGUGGCCGUGUGCCAGCAGAGGCCUGGCCCGCCCCCAGGGAGCGCUCCGCCCCCGCCACCGCCCCCCGCGCUGCCGCGCCUUCUGGCAGCCUUCACCGGCACGGCCCCCGCCGCCGCUUCAGAGGAAGACGCCACUGCUGCGUCUGCCACCGGCGCGACCACCGUCUCCACAGCCACAGCCAGUGCUGAAGUGCCCAGCACGAACCGUGACGACUUAUCUGGCAGAAGCAGCGGCGUAGCUACGCCAGCAGGUGCCAGUGGCAUCAGCAGCGAAGCUGAUAUUGUCAGCAGUCAGCAUGUCUUCAGCAGCAGCCAGGACAGCGGCAGCAGCAGUCAGACUGGCAGUAGCAGCAGUCAGGCAGUCAGCAGCAGCAGCCAGUCAGUCAGCAGCAGCAGUCAGGCAGUCAGUAGCAGCAGUCAGAGCACUAACAGCAGCGGUCAGACAGCACUCAGCAGCAGUCAGACCGCUAGCAGCAGUCAGGCUGCUAGCAGCAGUGUUUCUGAGGUCGCAGCAGCACCCACAGCGGCCCCUGAGCCGGCUGCUACCACCACUUCCACCCCUGCAGCUACUCCAGCCACCAGUGGGGCACCCAGCAGCAGCACCACAACCACAACCAUCACUACCACUACCACCACCAAUGCUGCCACCACUCCCCCACCGCCACCGCCGCCUAUCACCUUCUCUGACGGCAACCCUGCCAUCGAGGAAGAAUCGAGUGGUAGCCCUACAGCACUAGAAGGGUCCAGUGGAAGCUCUGCGGCCCUGGAAGGGCUCAGCACCGCCGAGCCACGCCCCCCUCUGCCACCUCCCAGACCACCGCACCGCAUCCCGUCGCGUCUCGAGGAGAAGCUGGAGUCACUCUCCUGUGACAUUCCUCCACUGCCUUCGGAGUCGCGCCUCUGGAGGGGCAACGAGACUCACGAACUCCUGCUGCCCAUCAUUGUGACGCCCGACUGCGAGGGCGAGGAGGCGGAGGAGGGCGGCGACUGCGCGCCCGUCUCCGUCAGCUGGGAGGGCGGCGCCGAGCUGCAGAGCGGCGACGUGCUGCUGGUGCGCAUCGACGAUACCAGGCUGGUGGCCGGCCGUCAGCCGAGCUCAAUAGUGAGGCGGCGCCAGCCCGAGACGGCCGUGUACCAGGUCACCCGGCCGGGACACGACCACUGUGACGUCACGGAGGGCGUGCUGCUCGACAUCACGCCGCUCAUCGUGGACGGCCGCAAGGUCGUGACGCUGUACGACAAGGACCUCACCGAGGGCAUCAAUCUGCUCAUCGUGGUUUCGGAGCGCUGGGGCGGCCAGUGCGUGCGGCUGAGGGUGCUCGUUAAGUCCGACAACUGCGGCGAGAACCAGGACUGCUCAGCCAAGGGCGUCUGCUUCUCCAACAUCUCCAUGGAGGGCUACGAGUGCCAGUGCUGCCCCGGCUUCGUGGGCCCGCACUGCGAGGAGCGCGACGCCUGCUACCCCAGCCCGUGCCGCAACAACGGCAUUUGCGUCGACCUGUCGCAGGGCCAGGGCGGCAACAGCUUCCAGUGCCUCUGUCCAUACGGCUUCACCGGCAAGACGUGCGAGUCGGAGGCGGACCCGUGCGGCUCUGCGCCGUGCCAGAACGGCGCCACGUGCGUGCGCAACGCGACGCACUUCCGGUGCGUGUGCCCCACGGGCUUCGCCGGAGAGGUGUGCCAGCAGCCGCUCAACCAGUGCGAGUCGUCGCCCUGCAAGCACGGCAUCUGCGUGGAGCAGGAGGACGGGUACCGCUGCUUCUGCCGGCCAGGUUUCACGGGCAUGAACUGCGAGUACGAGUACAACGAGUGCGAGUCUUCGCCGUGCAUGAACGGCGGCACCUGCACGGACCAGGUGGGCCGCUUCUCGUGCGCCUGCGGCCGCGGCUACACCGGCAACAGGUGCCAGGUCAAGGUUGACCUGUGUGACCCGAACCCCUGCCACGAUCACCACUACUGCGUCGACCGCGGCAACAAUUACACCUGCGAGUGUCCCAAAGGCUUCUCCGGACCCGACUGCCUCAUCCCGUCACGAGCGGCGUGCAGCGUGAACCCGUGCCGCCACGGCGGCACCUGCUGGAGCAGUGUUGACUCCUUCUACUGCGCCUGCCGGCCGGGCUACACGGGGAAGACCUGCCAAGAGGAGUUCGUGCUGGAGGCGAUGCCGAGCGCCAUGCCGCGGGCGACGGGCCGCGACGGCCAGCUGGACCUGCAGAUGCCCAUCUCCAUCCACCUGGACCACCUGCACAACGUCUACAUCGCCGCGGGGACGCUCGCCUGCGCCGUCGUUAUCGUCGUGCUCACGGUAGCGGCGUGCCACUGCCGAGUGCACGAGACGUACAAGCGGUGCUUCCUGAACGCGUCGCCGCUGCUGCCCUGCAAGCUCUCCAGGCUGGACGACCCAAAGUCCCCCAGGACGCCUUUCCUUGGCCGCAGGGGCAGCCGGGCCUCCAUGCUGGAGCACGACCGUGAGAGGGAGCGCGACCGCGACCGAGAGCGCGAGAGGGGGAAGGCGGGGCCUGCGGGGGGCGGCGGCCGCUUCCCCGCGCUCGACACCGCCGAGAUGUACUACACGCUCGACUUCAGCGACAGCCAGAGCUCGCCGCUCAUCCAGUAGAGUAUUGGGCCAAAGGCGUUCUGGUUCAGCUGGGCCCACGCGCGCGCGCACACUGGAAGCCAGCCUCAGCAGCAGCCGUAUGUUUACGUUUGCAUAGUGCUACUCGCAGCAGCGCAUGUGUUCCCGAGGAAUUGACAUACACACACAGGACGGAGAACAAAAUACUAACAUUCUGUUACUUUUACUGGUAAUCGCAAACUGCCUCCUGUAACGUCAACACGCCCUCAAAUUUCACUGUGCCACAACAAUAUUUUCUAUUUCUUUUCAGAUACCAAUCAGCACUUGUUACACUUUGUCGUGAAUAAUGAGUAGCAUUAAGUCACUUGGACUCUGCCUUACAAAGUCAGCAGUACUCUUUGUGAGACAAUACUCUCGCUAAGGGUUUGUCACCACUCGGUUUCUGUCUCUAGAAUAUUAAAAACUGUAACAGAGUAUCUGCAGCAUUUAUAAAGUAAAACAUAACACAUAGGACUAAGGGUUCUUGUCCAUCAUUAAAAUAGUCUACUUAUGCCCCUGUCAGUCCCAUUUCACACGUCAAUAUACUAAGAAAAUAAGGUCAGAAAGGACGAAAUAAAAACUGAG
Molecule: messenger RNA, 3222 nt
Organism: Schistocerca serialis cubense
Lineage: Eukaryota; Metazoa; Arthropoda; Insecta; Orthoptera; Acrididae
Product: delta and Notch-like epidermal growth factor-related receptor
Exons: 14
Coding region: 1-2640 (879 amino acids)
Biological process (GO): axon guidance
Molecular function (GO): calcium ion binding
Source: RefSeq, a predicted model, not a curated record